GGCUAUGCACCGGCCUCCCAACGCAACUCCUCCAAUAUUUGAGAAACCUCCUGUCGGUGGAAACUUCGUCGAUGGUGGAGAUGCUCACUUUGAGUGUAAAAUUCGUGGUAACCCAACCCCAGAGGUUGUUUGGUCCAGAAGAGGCAUGCCGAUCAAAAAUGAUCAAAAACGUCAAGUAUCUUACAACCCUGAUACAGGAGUGUGUUUCCUUCACAUUUCCAAGAUUACAGCCGAGGAUGACGGAGAUUACACGUGCACAGCUGUCAACUGUGCAGGAGAGUCUAGUCUAACCGUCAAAAUCCAGAGAGGCAUGGGAGGUCCACAAUACCAACAACAAUUACACCAGCAAGGAGCUUUCCAUAAACGUACUUAUCAAACACGUACAGAACAAAGGCUUCAGACAUCAUUUGAUCGUACGAUGUCUUCUUCAGAUACGGAGGGUGAACCAGGAAGUCCACUGUACUAUGGAGUGCCAGUGGGUUUUCGUGUGGACACUUUCGAGUACCGUUUGCUAAGAGAGGAAGAAUUUCGAAAGUCUCUGAUAGUGAGACGUCACGGUGAACCAAUACCUGCGCUGGAUAGGUCAAGACCUCCAAGUGCACCCCAACUUUUACAAAGACCUCGGAACAGUAAGCUGGUCGAAGGAGCUGAUGCUACAUUUCAAGUUCAAAUCGGUGGAAAUCCACAGCCUCAGAUAACUUGGUUCAAGAAUGGUCAAGUGCUGGUUCAGACUCAGCGAUGCACCACGUUUGUAAAGGAGACUGUCGCGACCCUCCAGAUCCGCUAUAUCUGUGCAGAAGAUGCUGGAUAUUACACGAUGCUAGCCGAAAACACCUCGGGCAGAGUUGCAUGUUCAGCCCACCUGGUUAUUGAAGCUAAACCCACAGGUGUCCAACGACUUGAAAGUUUGGAAACGCAACCAAAAAUGGUCACUUCACCACCUGCAACUGUUACAACUGACUAUGAAGUGGAUUCCGCCACUACUCGCACUUUGAAGCCAAGCUUUGUCAAAUGUCCAUCAGACAAGGAAGUGACGGAGGGGAAGAUGAUCCGGUUCGACUGCCGGGUGUCUGGCCGUCCUUGUCCCGAUGUUCUCUGGUUCCACAACGAGAAGCAGAUAGUGAAUGACAACACCCACAAGCUUCUAGUGAAUGAAGGAGGGGUACACUCCUUGAUGAUCACUGCUGCAAGCAAAGAAGAUGCUGGAACAUACAUAUGUAUUGCCAAGAACAAGAGUGGAGAAAUGCGCUCCGAUUUUAAUUUGACUGUAAUAGAAAAAGAACAAGUUGUGCCACCGAAAUUUGUGGAGAGAUUUCAGAGCAUCCACGUGAAGGAAGGAGAAUCAGUAACCUUACACUGUAGAGCCGUGGGCACACCUGUCCCUCGCAUUACUUGGCAGAAAGAUGGGGUACAAAUCCAUUCACAGCCGCCAAAUAUCAUCAUUGAAACACAAGGAGGAAGUUCCACUCUUAACUUUAACCAAGUCACUGCUAAGGAUUCUGCCUGGUAUCAUUGUACUGCUCAGAAUCAAGCUGGCAGCUCAUCUACACGUGGUCGACUACAUGUCUCGAGUGAAGCAUUACCACCUGGUCAGGACAGAAGAUUAAACCUUCCAAGACCUUCUAAAGUUAUACAUCCGGCGCCUGCCCCUGCCAGAGAGACAAUCUGGCUGCGUCACGUUGAGCCUGCUGCUCCUCAGAUGCCUCCAGAAGAGGAGGAGAGGCCCCCACAGAAACCUUCUUUUCACACUCACCUUCAAGACCUCCAUCUUCAGGAAGGAGACCGAGCCAACUUCGAUGCUCGACUACUUCCUGUUGGUGAUCCCACGAUGCAGGUUGAAUGGUUUGUUAACGGAAAACCAGUGGAAGCUAGUUCUCGGGUAAUAACAACUUGUACUUUUGGAUAUGUGGCACUGACGUUGAUUCAUAUUCAUAGUGAAGACUCGGGAGUUUAUAUGUGUAAAGCAACAAACGAAGCUGGCGAAGCAGUAACAACAGCAACUCUGCAUGUCAGUCCUCGACCAGUAAUUGAACGAUCGACUCAACAACCAGAGAGCUGGGACGCUAUUCAAGACCUAGAGGAUUGGGAUCGUUACAAACGGGAGGAAUCGGUUGAGGAAACUAUAUCAGUUUCAAAACCAGUGUUUGUCAAGCCUUUGAACAACUUGGAAAACCUACGAGAGGGGGGAUUUGCUCACUUCGAAGCUCAGCUCACCCCCGUGAACGAUCCUACAAUGAAGGUCGAGUGGCUGUUUAACGGAGAACCAUUACAGGCCGGCUCUAGAGUGAGUACAACGUUCAGCUUUGGCUACGUGGCUUUAAACAUCAAACACCUUCGAGCUGAAGAUGCUGGAGUAUAUGUUUGUCGAGCAACAAAUCAGAAAGGACAAGCCGUUUCAACUGCAACACUGAAAGUCAGAGUGUCUGGAGAGAUAAUCACUGAUUUAGGAUUUCCCGAACAACAACAAUAUCAACAACGAAUCCAAGAGCUCGAAUCUUGGCAGCAACAACAACAACAAGUCUACGAGGUUGAAGAAGCAGUGCCACAGCAAACACCAACGUUUUUCAGUCAGUUAAAAGAUCUUUUGAAUAUACCAGAAGGAAAAGUAGCUCAUUUUGAAGCCCGUAUAGAACCUUCUGGUGACUCUACGAUGAGAAUAGAGUGGCUGAAAGAUGAUAAACCACUAGAAGCAAGUUCUCGGACUUCCACGUUCUUCAACUUUGGUUAUGUUUCAUUGACCAUCCGUGGAAUAGACAGCCGUGAUUCUGGCACCUACACUUGUGUCGCAACAAACAGCAAAGGAUCGGCCUUUUCUGCUGCAAGAUUAACAUGCAUUGAAAAGAAGAGCGUGGUACUGGAGAGCCAAUACCCAGAAGGUUUAGAGAAGAUUCAACAUCUAGAAGAUACCUCUCGGUACCAGCGAGAUGUAGAGGAAGAAACCACUGUGACGCAGCGGCCUGUGUUUGUAGAUGCUCUUAAGGGAAAAGAUCGUGUUAUAGAAGGACAAAGCGCCCACUUUGAAACAAGGCUCGAACCCCUCGGCGAUCUAACAAUGACCGUUGAAUGGUUUUUUAACGGAAAACCCCUAACAACAGGUCAUCGUUUCAAGACCUAUUUUGAUUUCGGAUAUGUGGCUCUCGAUAUUCUGUACACCUUCCCUGAGGACAGCGGUAGUUUCACCGUAAAGGCAAGAAACGCACUCGGUGAAGCAGUGCAGUCAAAAUCCAUUUUCGUUCAAGCUAAGAGUGCUGUUGACACAUCGACAAUGCACGAGAUGGGUUUGGAACAAAUUGCACAACUGGAAGAACCACCACACCAAGAACCAUAUUACAUGAUUGAAGAAAUAACGAAGUCCAAGCCCAUUUUUACUCAUCCUCUGCACGACCCAAAACCGCUUCGAGAAGGUGAAAGGCUCCAUUUGGAAUGUCGGCUAGAACCGGCCAACGAUCCAACAAUGAAAGUGGAGUGGUUCUUCAAUGGAAAACCGCUGAAGACAGGAAGUCGUAUACAAACCUUGUACGAAUUUGGCUUCAUAUCUCUUGAUCUGCUUACUGCUAAUGCUGAAGAUACUGGGGAGUUCACUGUUCGAGCAACUAAUCAUUUGGGAUCAUCUCAUACAAGUUCUCUGGUUAAAGUGGUGGGUAAAUCUGCUGUUAUCUCAGACACCAUGUUUCCAGAAGGUCUUCAGAAGAUAAGGCAGUUAGAAGACACAAGUCGAUACCAGAAAUCUGUUCAAGAAGAAACAAUCAUCACUCAGAAACCAACUUUCACUAAGUCUUUACGCAAUAUUGACACCGUAGAGGGAAACAACAUUCAUCUUGAGUGUAAGCUGUUACCGAUCGGAGAUCCAACCAUGAAGGUUGAAUGGUUUGUCAACAAUGUGCCCAUCAAAAUAGGUCACAGAUUCAGACCUGCUCACGAGUUUGAUUACGUUGCUCUGGAUAUUCUGGGUGUCUAUCCAGAAGACAGUGGGGUCUACACAUGUAAGGCUACCAGCAGUAAAGGAGAAGCUGUUGUUACCUGUACGGUGAAAUGUAUUGCCAAAAGCGAAUUAAUCCUGGAAUCUCAACAACCUAGUAGCCUCGAAAAGAUCCAACACUUGGAAGACACUAGUCGCUACCAACGAGACGCCUGGGUGGAGGAAAUUGCUAAAAUCAAACCACGCUUUACUUCCACCCUUAAUAGCCAACAUCUUCGGGAAGGUCAACAAGCACAUUUCGAGUGCCACAUAGAGCCUGUUAGUGAUUCAACUCUCAAAAUUGAAUGGUUUCACAAUGGGAAGAUACUUCCCUCAGGUCACAGAUAUCGUCCGUUCCAUGAUUUUGGGUAUGUGGCACUAAAUAUCCUUUCUGUAAAACCAGAAGAUGAGGGUACUUACACAUGCCGAGCUACCAAUGCAAUGGGCAGUGUUGAGCUUCAAGCAACUCUAGCAUGUGAAGGAAAAUCAGCAAUUUUGUCCGACACUCAUCAUCCUGAGGGUCUUCAAAAGAUUCAGGAGUUGGAGGCCUAUUCGAAAAGAAGAGUUAGAGGGGAUCUGAUUGAGUUCAUUACCCAAGCACCUGUUUUCACAAGUCCACCUCAGAACUUGGAGGUAAGAGAAGGUCAGUCUGCUCGUUUCGAGUGUCGCCUCAUCCCUGUUGGUGACCCAAAACUCAAAGUGCAAUGGUUCCACAACGGGAAACAAAUUAAGAUGGGCACUCACGUCACAGAAAAUUUUGAAUUUGGGCACGUUGCCUUGGUUAUUCUCUACGCGUACCCAGAAGACUCGGGAACUUACACCUGUAAAGCUACCAAUGCUCUUGGAGAAGCAGUCACCUCCGUUAACCUAAAAUGUACUGGAAAGAGCGCUCUUAUUCUUGAGUCUCAACAACCUGAUAGCUUGGAAAAGAUCCGAGAACUAGAAGAUGAGAGUCGAUUAAGAAGACCUGAAUAUCCUGAAGAAACCACCACACAACCUCCUGUGUUUACUCAACCAAUGAAAAACUUGGUGCUGCAGGAAAACGAAAGCGCUCAUUUUGAUUGCCGUCUCAUCCCUGUGAAAGAUAAUAAGUUAAAAGUAGAGUGGUUCUUCAACGGCAUGCCAUUAAUGCAAGCUAGCAGAGUUACCACUUUACACGACUUUGGCUACGUGUCCUUAGACCUGGCGUAUGUGAAACCUGAAGAUAGUGGAACCUACACAUGUAAAGCAACAAGCGAGCUGGGUCAGGCGGUAUGCUCAGCUACCUUAAACGUUAGGGGUGUGAAAGCUCUUCAGCUUCAGUCACAACAACCUGACAGCCUACAAAAAAUACAAAUGUUGGAGGACGCAAGUCGUUACCAACGAGAAGUUGCUGAAGACGUCGUGGUCACCAGCAAGCCGAUAUUUAUCACCUCUUUGCAAGGAGUUGAUAAGCUCAUUGAAGGACAAAACAGUCACAUGGAGUGUCGUAUUGAACCCUAUCCUGACCCUAGUAUGAAGAUCGAGUGGUUUUUCAAUGGCAAAGUGCUUCCAAGUGCUCAUAGAUACCGAACAAUGUAUGACUUUGGAUUGGCAGCCCUAGAUAUCUUAUCUGUAACUCCAGAAGAUACCGGUGAAUACACAAUUAAAGCUACCAACAGGCUUGGGGUUGAAACAUCAUCAACCAAAAUACAUGUAACAGGUAGAAGUGCAUUAAUUCUAGAAUCACAACAGCCCGACAGCUUACAGAGGAUCAAGGAGCUCGAGGAUGAAAGUCGAUUCCUCAGAACUACCGAGGAAGAAGUGCUAUACAAUCAACGACCAGAAUUUAGUCGUCCUCUGUAUAACCUUGACGACUUAGUAGAGGGACAACCUGCUCACUUAGAAGCUAUGUUCACACCAGUCAAUGAUCCUAACCUGAAGGUCGAAUGGUUUGUCAACGGUCGUACUAUUCCACAAGCUCAUCGAUUCAGAAGUAUCUGUGACUUUGGCUACGUCUCUCUGGAUAUACUCUACGUCUUCCCCGAAGAUACUGGCACAUAUAUGUGUAAAGCCACCAACAAGGCAGGAGAAGCAAUUACCACGUGUUCAAUAAAUGUUAAAGCAAAAAGUGCAAUUUUGACCGACACACUUCAUGAGGAAGGACUCCAAAAAAUCCGAGAAUUAGAAAGUGCGUACACACCACCAGCUGAAGAACCUCCUCCGCCUGUUACUCGUCCAGUAUUCUUGACACCACUCAAAUCUUUGGACAAUGUCGUAGAAGGACAGUCCGCUCACCUGGAAUGCCAGUUGGAACCAAUUACUGAUCCAAAACUGAAGGUCAUGUGGUUUGUGAAUGGAGUUGAAAUCAAAGAAGCUCAUCGGUUCCGUAAGACUCACGACUUUGGCUACGUAGCUCUGGAUAUCCUGUACGUGUUUCCUGAAGACACGGGUACCUACAUGUGUAAGGCUGUCAAUGAGCUUGGAGAAGCUGUAACUACGUGCUCCAUCAAAGUCCAAGCUCGACGCAGUAUUUUGGAUGAUACUCAACAUCCAGAGGGUCUGGAGAAGAUCAGGGAGCUUGAGAGUUUAGUGAAAUUCCAACCCAUAGAGAUCGUAGAAAAGCCAUUAUGUCGUCCCUACUUCACAACCGAACUCCAGGGAGUAACAGAACUUGUGGAAGGUCAAAGUGCACACUUUGAAUGCCGUGUAGAACCUGCUCAUGACACUGAAUUGAAGGUGGAGAUCUUCCACAAUGGAAAGCUUCUUGAUGCAGGUUCUCGGUUCCACGUUACUUUUGACUUUGGCUACGUUGCACUAGACAUCAGGCACGUUUACCCAGAGGAUACAGGAAUGUUUACCGUGAAAGCCACAAACCGUCUCGGAGAAGCUGCAAUUUCUAUCAAUAUCAAAGUUCAUGGUAAAAGUGCCAUCAUUCUUGACACUCAUCACCCAGAGGGUCUUGCUAAAAUUAAGGAACUGGAAGACGAAUCGCGAUAUCGACGUGAAGAGGUAAUUGAACCCCACACAUUCCAGCGCCCUGUGUUUACAGCCCCUCUGCAGAAUUUGGACACUUUAAUCGAAGGAGACGCUGCUCAUCUAGAGUGUCGCCUGAUUCCUGUUGGAGAUCCUACCUUAAAAGUGGAAUGGUACAUCAAUGAGAAAGCUCUACCAACAAGCUCUCGUUUCUUGACUACUCAUGACUUUGGGUACGUGGCUCUCGACGUCCAGUAUGUACGUCCAGAUGACGCUGGUGUUUACAUGUGCAGAGCAUCUAAUGAAUUGGGUGAAGCUGUCACCACUGCUUCGGUCAAGAUAAAAACUAAAGCCGCAAUUCAGCUUGAGACCCAGCAUCCUGAAGGGCUGGAAAAAAUCCAGGAAAUGGAAUAUCUGAAGAGCCUGAAAGGACCCGAAGAACCAGAUAGAGUCUAUGACAAACCUGUAUUCAUUAUGCCUAUUGUUGGGCCGCACGAACUUGUAGAAGGACAGCUUGCGUUCUUUGAAUGUCGUGUCACACCUACGGAUGAUCCUGACUUGAAGUUUGAGUGGUAUUUGAAUGGGAAGGAAUUGAAAACAGGGACUCGUUUCCGAGUCACUCAUGAUUUUGGGUUAGUGAAUAUGGAGAUCAAAUCAGUUAUCCCAGAAGACUCUGGUGUUUAUAUGUGCAAGGCUAUUAACAAAGCUGGUGAAGCUGUCACUUCUACGUCGCUUAAAGUAACAGGUCGCCAUGGAGUUCUUGGAGAGAGUCAACAUCCCGAGUGUCACCUGAAGACGCAACAGAUGUUUGAAUUUGAUUCCUCACGAAUUCCUGAAGUGUGGUGGGAUGCGGGUCCUACCUCGCGACCAGUUUUCACGCAGCAUUUAAGCAGCUAUGACAAGCUGGUUGAAGGUCAAAAUGUCCGUCUGGAGGCUAGAGUAGAGCCUGCUACCGAUGAGAAACUGAAGAUAGAAUGGUAUAAGAAUGGCGUGUCUCUUGUGACAGGAACGAGGAUGGCUAUGACCUUUGACUUUGGCCUUUGUGCUCUUGAGUUGACCGGUAUAAGGCCUGACGACUCUGGUAUUUACACGUGUAGAGCAGUGAAUGAAGCUGGUGAAGCCGUCUCCACGUGUUCUCUUAAAAUUGAGGGUCGUCAUGGAAUUAUCUUGACAACUCAAAAUCCUGAAAGUCUCCAGAAGAUUCAAGAACUAGAAGCCUAUCAAGCCCCAGAAGCUGAUUUGUCAGAUACAGUGUAUGAAUCCCCUGUCUUCAUCACCCACCUGAACAACCUAGAACUGAGAGAGGACGACUCGGCCUACUUCGAGUGUCGUGUAGAACCUUCCAAAGACCCGACCCUUAAUAUUGAGUUCUUUGUUAAUGGCAAACCACUUUCUGCUGCUACCCGCUUCACAGCUAAUAAUGAUUUCGGUUUCGUCACCCUGAAUGUCAGCCAUGUCUACCCAGAAGAUUCGGGUAUCUAUACCUGUCGCGCAACCAACAGCAAAGGACAGGCCGUAACGACAGGCUCCCUAAAAGUGCACGGUAAAGGAGCCGUUAUUUCGACUACUCUUCAUCCAAUGGGACAAGAGGGCUUGUCACGUGUGCAGGAAGUCGAAGAAGCUUACCUUUCCAGAUAUCAGACAACCUUGGAGGAAGAUGAGCUGAUGUUUCCGAAGCCCGUGUUCGUAGAACCGCUUCAACAAAACUUCAGUGUUAACGAGGGUGACGGACUUCGGCUAAACUGUCGAUAUGAACCAUCCACUGAUCCAAAGCUUACGAUCGACUGGUUUUUCAAUGGAAAGGUUUUAGAAUUAGGAUCCCGUUUCACCCAUGCAACAGAUUUUGGCCAAGUCACAUUGGUAAUUUCGGAUUUAUGGCCUCGAGAUAAUGGAGUUUACACCUGCCGAGCUCAUAAUGCUGCAGGCGAAGCCUUCACUUCAACCACUAUCCAGUGUAUUGGUAAAAGCACAAUAUACGAAGGUACCCUUCACCCUGAAGGAGAGCGGGGCCUUGAGAGUAUACAGACACUGGAAGAAUCUCUACUUAAAACAGUUGAAGGUAUACCAGACGAAGAAGGACAUCCUCCAAUCUUCACGUCACAGUUCCAGAAUUUAACAAACCUGAACGAAGGUGACAUUGCCCAUUUUGAGGCCACUCUAACCCCUGCUGGGGAUCAGACGAUGGCGGUGGAAUGGUUUUUCAAUGGAAAACCACUCAAAGCAAGGCACCGUAUCCGUACCAUCCAUGCUUUUGGUAUGGUUGUUUUAGAAAUUAUGGGAGUUGUCGUUGAGGAUUCAGGACAGUACACAUGUAGAGCAACCAACAAGUGGGGCAAGGCUGAAAUCACAGUCACAUUAGAAACUGUUGACCGAGCCCGAGGUCAAAGGCCACAGUUCACUACCCAGCUAAAGAGCAUGGUAGGUCUGAAAGAAGGAGCCAGUGGCCAUUUCGAAUGUACCCUGGUACCUGUUGGUGAUCCAGCUAUGAAGGUCGAAUGGUUCCACAAUGGUCAACCUCUUCGAGAUAGUUCUAGAAUUAAGACGCUGAGCGACUUUGGCUAUGUUGUCAUGGAUAUUUCAUUUGUUCACGUGGAGGACUCGGGAGAAUACAUUUGUGUGGCGACCAAUAAGUAUGGUUCUGACACCACUCGGUGUGUUGUAGAAUGUACUGGACAUGGGAAAAUCUUCCGUGAUUCUCUCCAACCUCAGAGUCUUCAGAAAAUCGCUGCUCUAGAAGGGUACUCUCAUUAUCAGAGCCAAGUGUCAACAGAGCUAACUGUCAACCAACCGCCAAAGUUCGAGACUCAGAUUCAACCCUUGACUACCCUCGUGGAAGGACAAAGUGCUCAUUUUGAAACCCAGGUGUCUCCUAUAAAUGAUCCCAACCUGAAAGUCGAAUGGUUCUUCAAUGGAAAACCUCUGCAACAUGACGAGAAAUCUAAACAUGGUAAAAAUAUACUUCUAGGAACACGCAUCCGUUCCAUCAACGACUUUGGCUUUGUGGUUCUGGAGAUAAGUCCCGUGUACCCAGAAGACAGUGGAGUGUAUUCCUGCCGCGCCACCAACAAAAUUGGAGAAGCUGUUACCACGUGCACAAUGAAGUGUGAAGGUAAACGUGGAAUUAUCCUGGAGUCUCAGCUACCUGAAGGAAUGGAAUCAGGAAUCGAGAAGAUUGCAAAGUUUGAAGAGAUUCCAAGUGGUCAUCUGGCUGAAGUUUGGAUGGAUACAGAAACCACUCAAGCUCCAAAGUUUAUUACCACUCUUCAAGACAUCACAAUUGGAGAAAAUUCUCUUGUUCACUUUGAAUGUCGUUUAACCCCAGUUGGUGAUCCCACAAUGAAAGUAGAUUGGUACCAUAAUGGUAAAAUACUGAAGACUGGGUCACGAGUAAGAACUAUUAGUGACUUUGGUUACGUUAUCCUGGAAAUUGCUGGAGUUUACCAGCGCGACGUUGGGGUUUACACAUGUAAAGCUGUCAACAGGAUGGGAGAAGCUACUAUUUCAGCGAAUUUGAAAGUGAAAGGUAAAGCAUCAAUUGUAAUGGAACCCCAACUACCCAAAAGUUUCCAAUCUGGCACGGAGAGCUUGAAACAGCUUGAAGAAUCAUUGUAUCAAACACAGGAAAUAACGUUGGAUGAAGAGAAGCAACAACCACCAAACUUCAUCACUGAGAUUCAAAACCUUUUGGAGAAGAUAGAAGGAGAUUCUGCUCACUUUGAGUGUCGUCUUCAACCAGUUGGAGACCCAACCAUGAGAGUUGAAUGGUACCUUAAUGGAAGACCUCUUGUUACAGGUUCCAGGGUGCAUACUGUAGAUGAUUUUGGCUUUGUCGUUCUGGAUAUUGAUUGGCUCUUUCCUCGAGACAGCGGGGAAUAUGUGUGCUGCGCAAUGAACAAAUGGGGUAAAGCCACCACGAAGGCAACCUUAAAAGUGAAAAGUAAGAGAGACAUCAUUAUAGACUCGCAGCUACCAAUGGGCAUGACUGCUGACAAACUUCGAGAACUAGAGUAUCCACUCCAAAGAGAAGCUCUUGAAGAAGAAGUGUCGCUACUACCACCCCGAUUUAUAACUCAGAUUCAGUCUCUGGAGAACCUGAACGAAGGGGACAGUGCCCAUUUCGAAUGUCGCGUCGAACCUGUAAACGAUCCCAAUCUAAGAAUAGAGUGGUUCUGUAAUGGACAGCCAUUGAGGUCAGGUCACAAGUUCAAAGUGACUCAUGACUUCGGUUUUGUGGCUCUGGAUGUUCUCUACGUCCAUCCUGAAGAUUGUGGUGAGUACACUGCACGAGCUUUCAGUCCACUCGGAGAGGAUUUCACCAGAGCCAUAUUGAAAUGUAAAGGCAAGCCAUCCCUGAUUUACAAAUCUCAGCUGCCCAAACAGCUUGAAGGUGGCGUGAAGAAAAUAGCAGAGAUGGAGGCAGCAUGGCAAAGAGUUGAAGAAAUAGAAGAAACUAGCCAAGAAAAACAAGCUCCAAUGUUUGUCAUGAAACCAGAACCACAAAAUGUGCUGGAAGGUGACUGGGCCAAGUUCCAAUGUCGUGUUACCGGAAAUCCUAAGCCUCGUCUCAUGUGGGUUGUUAACGGCCAAACCAUAGUCACAGGUUCUCGUUACAAACUGACAUAUGAUGGUAUUUUUCACCUGGAUAUCCCUAAAGUAAGACAAUACGACCAAGGAAAAGUUGAAGUGUAUGCUCGAAACUUAUUGGGUGAAGCUUAUUGUUGGACAACACUGGAGGUUCGUCCUCGUCGUGACGACUAUCGAGCCGUAUUGAAACAUUCACCAAGACCAUGGUAUGAUUCGGAAGUUAAAACAUACCAACAAUAUCGACAUGAAACCGAACUUCAGCGUGUAUUUGAAGAAAAGCUGACCCCUGGUGGAACAAAAGUUGAUGUUUGGCAGACUCAAGAAGCUGAAGCUGGAGAACGAAUGCAAAUUAAACAACGACUUGAAGAAGAGGACAUCAAGAAACUGCAACCUGAAGUCAAACGCUACAAAACUGAUGCAAUUUAUGUGGACAGUGUGACUGGGGAAAAGCGGGUAGAAGAACAAUCCCAAGUGAGUCACAUGGCAAAAUCUUACCGUGAAAAAGUAGAACAACAAAACUUGCCCUCACCGACAUCUCCAGAAAGUAUAGUACAUGGGAAAGAAGUCCAUGUUGCUCGUCAGAAACAAACUCAAUACGAAACUAAGGGAGAUUUGGAUAUAACUCGUCAUACUACAUUAACUGAAACUAUGGAACAAGAGCACAUGGGAAAGACAAAAGAAAGAAGGAUUGUUGGUGAAGUGCCCAAGACCAUAUCCCCAGUUUUUACAAAGAAAAUUCAACCGUGUCGAGCUUACGAAGGUGAAUCUGCCAAGUUUGAGUGUCUGUUCACUGGAGUCCCAGCACCAACAAUCACGUGGUACAGAGAGAAUUUUCCAAUCACUCCUUCAGAUGACUUUCAGGUUGUAAGUAGGCCUAAUAUGUCGAUACUGGUGAUCAGAGAAGUAUACGUAGAAGACAGUGGAAUGUUUACUGUGAAGGCCGAAAAUAGAGGAGGAUCGGCUAAAAGUUCUGCUAAUCUACUUGUUGAAGAAAAACGAGAACACAGAAGUGGAAAGAUCCCACCAAGUUUCAUUAAAACUAUCCAAGGAAGCGCUGUUCAGGCAGGUCAACUUGUUCGUCUUGAUGCCCGCCUGUCUGGUUCCAAACCUGUUGACGUCUAUUGGUUGAAGAAUGGCACUAAGCUGGUGCCUGAUGCAACUCACAAGACAUUAGAAGAAGGUGACAUGUACACACUGAUGUUGUUGGAGACGACCGCCGAACACAGUGGAAUGUACGAAUGUGUGGCCAUUAACCAAGCUGGAGAAGCCCGCUGUCAGACUCAGGUUUUGGUUGAAUCUAAGUCCCCCCAGGCAACGCCCACGUCUCCUAAAGUACUGACCCAGGAGGCAAGAGCACCCGAGAUUGUAAAACCACUGAAAGAUGCCGUUGUAAAGGAGGGACAACCCGCAGUGUUUACUUGUAAGAUCCUUGGAUCUCCAGCCCCCAGGGGGAAAUGGUUCAAAGGGGACGCUCAAGUAAAACAGUCCAGGUACUUCCGAAUGUCUGUAGAGAAAGACAUUUACACUCUUCGUAUCUCCGAGGCUUUCCCAGAAGAUGAGGGUAUCUACAAGUUUGUUGCAACCAACCCAAAUGGAACAGUUACCACGAGCGCAAGCCUUAAGGUCAAAGAUGGUUCAAGACUCCGGAUCCUGUUCCUUGAUUAUCCGCCAGACAUAUAUGGAAGACCAGGGGGUGUAUACCUGUAG
Limulus polyphemus (Atlantic horseshoe crab) is the source of this 13183-nucleotide messenger RNA. RefSeq names its product titin-like. The record is from RefSeq and is a predicted model, not a curated record. Lineage: Eukaryota; Metazoa; Arthropoda; Merostomata; Xiphosura; Limulidae. Bases 5 to 13183 code for a protein of 4392 amino acids. The transcript has 73 exons.